AUGAAAGAAAAUUCUGAAUAUUACCAUAUAAUAGAUGAUUCUGAAUAUUAUUAUAAUAAUAAUUUUAUCAUAGAAACUGCGAAAAAUUCAGUAGCCCCAUCUGAAAUUUCUUGUUCAUCAGAAACUGCUACGUCUAGUAUCCAGCCUAUGCCUCUUUCUACGUAUAACCGUAAAGAGCCAUCAUUCACUCACGAAUACUUUGAAACAACAGUCAAUCAAAAAGGUGAAGAAGUACGAGUCUGCAAGGUCAUAAACGAAGAUGGUGAAAAAUGUGGCACAGAAUAUAAAAAUAUAAGAAGUUCAACAGGAAAUCUUAUCACGCACCUUAGAGACACCCACGAAAUUGUUUCACAAGAUGAUAGAGAAAAUAUAAAAAAG
Racocetra fulgida is the source of this 378-nucleotide messenger RNA. The record is from the annotation of a GenBank genome assembly. Lineage: Eukaryota; Fungi; Glomeromycota; Glomeromycetes; Diversisporales; Gigasporaceae.